CUUGUAUAUAAAUAUAUAUGUAUUUCUUAUUACUUUCUUUUUUUUUUUUCUAUUAAAAUCGUAAACAAUAUAUGCUUAAUAAUAAAUCGAUACCUAGUGUAAAAGUUGCAGUUAAAACUUUUCCACCAUCCACAAUAUUAUUUGAAGGCUAUUUAAUGAAACAAAAGCAUGGAAAAUGUAAGGCUUGGUUAAAGCGAUAUUUUAUUCUUUAUGAGAAAGAAAUUCGAUAUUAUAAAAGCAAAAGCGAUACAAGUCGUGCUUUAGCAGUAAUUACAUUGGAUCAUUAUAAUCUAGUAUUAAACUCGCAUUCUCUUACUUCUUUAUUAAAUCAGAAGCAACCACAAAGGAAACAAACUAUUUUCUGUCUAGUGUCAGACGAUACAACCAAGUAUAAUUGGCCUGAUUACUUUUUGCAAGCGGCUGAUGCUAUUGAAUAUCGUAUGUGGAUUAACUCUCUUGAAGAUCGUUAUUUAUCACAUUUAAUUCAUAAUAGUAGUAGUGUAUUAGAUAAGUGGCUUGAUCGACUUAAAUUACCUGACAAACACUCAUCAUUACACAAACAUCAUGUUCCUGAGACUUUACUAUCCUCAUCUUUAAAAUAUAAUGAAGAGUCAGAUUCAUUACCUUCAAGUCCACAGUCCUUUGUCUUUACUACAAAUUCGUCUGUUUCAUCAUUAUCGAUUCGUUCUAAUCAUUCAUCAUCAACACCACCACCCAUACUGUUAAUAAAAAAUCAUAGAUCGAGAGACUCGUUAGGAUCUAGGUUUCAGUCUCUAUCAUCUUCAGAAAAAGACGAUUUUCUACAAGACACUACUUGCAUAACAAAACUAUCAAAAUUUAGAAAAAAGUAAAAGCUAAUCAUAUUCAUUGUUUAAAAAAAAGAAAAGAAAAUAGAGUUACUAUAUAUAAUACACACACACACACACGCACUUUCCUUACUAUUGAAAAGCUAAUCAUUUAAUAUCCCAUAAUUGACUAAUUAAAGUUUUAUUUAUUCUUGAG
Cokeromyces recurvatus is the source of this 1002-nucleotide messenger RNA. RefSeq lists its product as uncharacterized. The coding region runs from base 72 to 851 and encodes 259 amino acids. NCBI's taxonomy places the organism in Eukaryota, Fungi, Mucoromycota, Mucoromycetes, Mucorales, Mucoraceae. The record is from RefSeq and is a predicted model, not a curated record. The transcript has 2 exons.